CAAUCACAAUGUCUUGUUCGUCCUACGUCACCGGAAGCGGACGCGUGUGCCCUUGAUAGACAUGUGUGUGCUCCCAGCACCUGGGGCUGCACAGAGAACAGGUCUGAAAAGCUAACAUAAACUAUCAGAUAUUCACCUUUGUCUGCUUUUCCUCAGCAAGAUGCCGUUACACAAAUACCCCCCGCACCUGUGGGAAGCCCUGAAGUUAAAGAAAGGGAUCUACGCCCGUCUGCCGCAGCACUACCUGAAAUCCCUGCAGGACACGUCACCCCCAACUCCGGUGCACUGGAAACCUCUGGGAGUGAAAUACAGAGCAAACCCGAAAACAGGCCACAGAGAGCGGGUUCAAGAUGUACCCAUUCCCGUUUAUUACCCACCGGAGUCACGAGACGGCCUGUGGGGUGGAGAGGGCUGGAUACGUGGCCACAGAUACGCCAAUAACGAUAAGCUCUCUGCAAGAGUGAAGAAGACAUGGAAGCCUCAGCUCUUCAAGAGGGAGCUGUACAGUGAAAUCCUUGACCAAAAGUUCAACAUCACGGUCACAGCUCGCACGCUGGAUCUUAUCGAUGCCGCUUAUGGCUUUGACUUGUACAUUCUAAAGACACCAAAGCAGGACUUAAACUCCAAGUUUGGGAUGGACCUGAAACGCGCCAUGCUCCUGCGGUUAGCACGCAAAGACACUGAGCUCUGCCCAGACGAUUCAGCUCGAAGGGAGAAGAUCUACAACAAAUACAAGCAGUUUGAGAUUCCUGCUGAGGAGGCGGAGUGGGUCGGCCUGAGUAUAGAGGAAGCAGUCGAGAAACAGAGACUCCUCGAGCACAAGGAUCCUGAGCCACUUUACAAGAGCUGUGUGGAGAACCUGGUGAAGGAACUGGCCAUGCAGAAACUCACUGAACCCCAGCUUAUGGAAAAGAAAGACUGAUGGCUGCAUCAGUGAUAUGAACAGAAAUAAAAAUGUAUUUAUUGGGGUUUUGUUUUCUCUGCUUACUUUUGUAUUGAUGCCAUUUAAGAUAUGCCAAUAUCCUGUAAAUAUCUAACUUCCAAUCAAACAAUAAAUUAAUCAUCUGA
Molecule: messenger RNA, 1068 nt
Organism: Pangasianodon hypophthalmus (striped catfish)
Lineage: Eukaryota; Metazoa; Chordata; Actinopteri; Siluriformes; Pangasiidae
Gene: mrpl28
Product: mitochondrial ribosomal protein L28
Exons: 6
Coding region: 161-922 (253 amino acids)
Cellular component (GO): mitochondrial large ribosomal subunit
Molecular function (GO): structural constituent of ribosome
Source: RefSeq, a predicted model, not a curated record